Anopheles coustani is the source of this 2386-nucleotide messenger RNA. It is a transcript of the gene Gen, whose product is annotated as flap endonuclease GEN. The transcript has 3 exons. Lineage: Eukaryota; Metazoa; Arthropoda; Insecta; Diptera; Culicidae. The record is from RefSeq and is a predicted model, not a curated record. The coding region runs from base 79 to 2310 and encodes 743 amino acids. Gene Ontology annotation, molecular function: 5'-flap endonuclease activity; four-way junction DNA binding.
CACCGUUAGUCAAACACCGAAGAGACUACGAGAACGUUGUAAUCAAAAUAAUGCGCUGUGAAGCUUGCUGAAUUAACUAUGGGAGUUAAAGACUUGUGGAGCAUACUUACACCGUACAUGGAACGAAAACCACUAUUUGAAUUGAGCAACAAAGUCGUCGCUAUCGAUCUUUCCGGAUGGGUGUGCGAAAGCUUGAACGUUGUUGACUACUUUGUACAUCCACGUUUCUAUCUGCGGAAUCUUUUCUUCCGAACAUGUUAUCUACUACAAACCGGCAUAACACCAGUUUUCGUUCUAGAGGGAACGGCACCUCCUUUAAAGUAUGGUGUUAUUGUUAAGCGAAAUCAAAUCCAAUUCCGUGGAGCCCGGCCGAAGAAAAUAGCAAACUGCGACAAAGCGUCCAGCACAACGACAGCCACGAAAGAAAAAACCGACAAACCGAAAGAGCAAAAGCGUAAUCGUUUCCAUCACGUUUUGAAACAAUGCGAAGAAUUGUUGAGCGCCAUGGGAUUAGUGUGCGUCCAGGCUCCCGGCGAAGCAGAAGCCUUAUGUGCUUAUCUUAAUCACGACAAUCUAAUCUAUGGCGUCAUCAGCCAGGACUCGGAUUGCUUUGCCUACGGUGCUGUUCGGGUGUUUCGAAAUUUUUGCGCCUCACAGAACGGUGGUUCUGUGGAGAUUUACGACUUGCAACGGUUGGAUAACUCACCAUUGCGUCUGGGACAGGAGAAGAUCGUGGCAAUGGCUUUGCUUUCCGGUUGCGACUACUGUCCCGCGGGAGUUGUAGGUGUUGGCAGGGAAAUGGUUACCCGUUUCCUAGCCUGCCACGAAAACAACGAAAUCCUACCGAGAAUCCGAUCGUGGCGGAGCACGGCCAAUCGCUUGACCGAGUUAGAAAUCAGAGCAGAAGAUAAAAACAUCUGUUCGGAUUGCGGGCACGUUGGGAAGCUGUUACAGCAUCGCAAAUCCGGCUGUAUGGAUUGUCGUAUGAAGCCGGGAUGCGAUGAAACCCGGUGGAAGCAACAGCGAGCAAAUGUUAAAGCCGAACUGGAUAUUAAACGGAAGGCCCUGACGGAUCCGGCCUUUCCCCAUGAGCCAAUCAUCGACGAGUUCCUAGCGCGCCCUUGCGAAUUGCCCAUGCUGGAUUUAUCGUGGAGGCAACCAAAUCUUGUAAAAUUUAUCAAAAGUAUGUCCUCCUGCAUGCAGUGGAAUGAAUUAUAUUGCUUCCAGAAAAUACUACCACUUUUCACUCGCUGGCAAAUGGGUGCGGCAAAGUUAACACCUGCAAAACAGUUGAACAUAUUCCUUCAGCCAGACUUCAUAAAAAAAAAACGUAACCCCAAGGGAAUCGCUAGCUAUGAAAUCGUCUGGAGCGAUGCACAAAAUAUGUUCCAUGGGCUAAUACCUCAAGAACAGAUAGAUGCAUAUCUCGAAGAAGCCGGAAAUAGUCUGGAAUGCUUGUGGAGCACCAUCGAGCCUCAAGAACUGGUUGUACAGUCCUAUCCGGAGCUAGUGGAUACAUUUCUGCAAAGAACAACGAAAGGCAAGAAAAAGAAACCAUUAUCUCAGAAUAACGAUCAAGAAAAGCCGAAAAAGAAAAGAGAAACUCAAGCAGCUGGUAAAGAGAAAAAGAGACCGUACAAGAAAAAAGAUGUUCAACAUCCCUCAGUGAAAGAUCUUAUGACCAAAGCUGCAUCACAACAAAAACUGGAAAAAGCAGCUAGUCAGGAUACUGAGAGUGUUGCACAAACCGCCAUUCCUGUGGAAAUACCGAAAGAUGUAGACCAUUUUUUAAACAUCACCGCCGAAUUGGAGGCAAUUGCUGGCGAUUGUACCGCCAACGAGUCUUUUAAUUCAUCCGUUGUAAUUGAUCGUCUAUGCCAUCCGAAUUACCUUCAACGGGCACUGCAAGAGUAUACGGCAAUCAUCGAGUCGGAAAAGAAAACAACAGCUUUGCAGAAUCUCCUUUCACAAAGUAUGACGGUCGUGGAUACGGUUGAAUCUGCAGUGGAAGAGAACGGUGUCCAACGUCGUCUCGUCUUAAAACAGGAUAUCCUUAAUGCAUCGUUGAACAACUCCCAAUUGAAUCAUUCCAUCGUGCGACCGAGGAAAGCCAAGCGAAUGAGUUUCUUCUUUGAACCAAUUGAUUUUCCUCCGCCAGACAGCACAGCCCAACAGGAUUAUGAAACGGAUGCGAUGGAUAUGUUUGAGUGUUCACUUAUGCUUAAGGAUCAAAUUGUUAUUGCACCAAGUCCAUAUGAUGAUGAUGUAUCCGACCCGAAUCAGACUAUAAUUUAUGAUAUAGAUUUUUAAACAUUUCUUUUGUGGACCAAUUUAAAGAGUAGAUCAUAGGUUUUUUUAAAAUGAAAUAAAGACAUCCACUAAAAUA